This is a messenger RNA of Nothoprocta perdicaria, 1895 nucleotides long. RefSeq names its product isopentenyl-diphosphate Delta-isomerase 1. Gene Ontology annotation, molecular function: isopentenyl-diphosphate delta-isomerase activity. Bases 112 to 795 code for a protein of 227 amino acids. Lineage: Eukaryota; Metazoa; Chordata; Aves; Tinamiformes; Tinamidae. The record is from RefSeq and is a predicted model, not a curated record. Gene Ontology annotation, biological process: isopentenyl diphosphate biosynthetic process; isoprenoid biosynthetic process. The transcript is spliced from 4 exons. Gene Ontology annotation, cellular component: cytoplasm.
UCGUUUAAUGAGUCCCCACGCUCUGCCUGCGCGUUGCGGGUGCGCACGCCGCCGAACGUCCCCUCAUCCGUGCGCGCCGGUGUUUUCAGCGGGACGUGCCGCGGCGCCGCGAUGCCCGAGGUGAGCACGGACGGGCUGGACGAGCAGCAGGUGCAGCUGCUGGCCGAGCGCUGCAUCCUCAUCGACGACAACGACCGCGCCGUGGGCGCCGACACCAAGAAGAACUGCCACCUGAACGAGAACAUCGACAAAGGAUUGUUGCACCGAGCAUUCAGUGUUUUCUUAUUCAACACAGAAAAUAAGCUGUUGUUGCAGCAGAGAUCACACGCUAAAAUCACUUUUCCAGAUUGUUUUACCAACACGUGUUGCAGCCAUCCACUAAGCCAUCCCCUGGAACUGGAAGAAAAUGAUGCCAUUGGUGUUCGGAGAGCAGCACAGAGAAGACUGAAAGCAGAAUUAGGAAUUCCCUUGGAGCAGGUUACACCAGAGGAAAUCUCUUACCUGACACGAAUUCACUACAAGGCCAAGUCGGAUGGGAUUUGGGGUGAACAUGAAAUAGACUACAUCUUAUUUGUGCAGAAGGAUGUGACACUGAAUCCUGACCCUAACGAAAUCCAGAGCUACUGUUACGUGACACAGAAGGAACUGAAACAGCUGUUGGACAAAGCCUCCAAGGAUGAAAUUAAGAUUACUCCGUGGUUUAAGCUAAUUGCAGAGACCUUUCUUUUUAAGUGGUGGGAUAACUUGGAUAACUUGAAUAAAUUUGUGGAUCAUGAAAGAAUACACAGAAUGUAGGCAGUCAGCAGCGGGAGGUGCUGGAGGCUGCCCGGGAGGUGCUGUCUCACUAGCUGUGUGGUGACUCUCACUCAAGUGCUAACAAAUGAAUACUUAACUUUAUCCAGAAAUGGUUGUGGUGGAUUUUUUUUUCCUCCUUCCCCCCCUCAAAUGCCCUCCCCAUUUGCCCUGUGUGACUUUAACUUGCUGUUAUUUAAGAAAAGCAAUGGCAACAUAGGAAGCUUCCUGGCUUUGCCUUUCACCAUAACCCUCACCAGGGCUGUGGAAGAAUGGUCAAGCUGUGCAAGAUGUGUGCAUCCAGUUUGCUCUUGUUUCCUUCUGUAAGAGAAGUUAGACAUCACCUGAGCAGCUCCUUCAGUAGAGAGAGUAUCUGUUCUGCUUCACACAGGGCUUAAACUCUUCCUUUUUGGUUAAGUAACAGCUAGUUUUCUGAACAUCUUUAAUUAGAAACUAAUGGUUCGUUACUCCAAAUGCAAGUACUAGAUAACCUGACAUGAGGCAGGUUCUUUGCAGGAGGGUUGUGCUGCACAUGGCACCUCUCCAGCUCCUGGAAAAUUGGACAUCUUGAUGAAAGUUUUUCUGUUGCAGUUACCUACUGAGACCCUUUCUGAAGUCCCUGACAACUCAAACCUGUGACUUAAAUAGUUGUUCAAACCCCAAAAUUCAAGUUUGAGAGUUCAUGGCAUUACACGAAAUCUUAGUUUUAGCUAAUGAGAAAUUCUAUUUGAGUGUUUGAGCUACUGCUUUUUGAGCUUGCAGUUGCUUACUGGUUAACAGAGUAGGGUUGUGUUUUGCUCUGUUUUUGUUGCUGUUUUUAAUUAGACAGUGGCUAAUGAAAGCAUUAUUUCAGUCUGAACUUACAUAGUUCCUGUUUUCCUCCCUGAAAGCUUUAAUGAUGUCUUCUGAUAGCAGACUAUUCAAAAACCUGUAUUCCUUUCUGGUUAAUCUCUACCAGAGAUUUUCUAGUAAAAUUAGAUGUUAAUCAGUUCUCCCUGUGCAUGAAACAGGAUUGUAACAAAACUGUACCUGGUUGUAUGAUAAAAGUAGAUUUUUCAGAUUCUUUUUCUCAAAACAAUUACAACUGCAGCAUUGAAGUUAUU